Mesorhabditis spiculigera is the source of this 2469-nucleotide messenger RNA. NCBI's taxonomy places the organism in Eukaryota, Metazoa, Nematoda, Chromadorea, Rhabditida, Rhabditidae. The record is from the annotation of a GenBank genome assembly.
AUGACGAUGAUACCGAUUGCCGAUGACGCAUAUGAUAAAGUAUGGUUCCUGCCAGAUACAUCACCGCCAAUGAUUAUGAAAACGACAAGGCCUCGCGAUGACACCUACUCCUAUUUGAGGGAAUUAGAAAAAUUGAAGGAAAUGUCACAUGAAAACGUCGUCCAACAUUAUGAUUCGCCAACCGAGUAUCGCAGGGCAAAAGUAUUGAAUGGUGAUGAAGUGAAGGGAGAGGAUGUUUAUAAACGUGAUAUUUAUGGAGCUGGAUGGGUUGUGCGGCUUGUGGAAGGAUGCACAGAGCGUGACCCGUGGCAGCGUCUUAACGUAGAGCAAGCGCUGGUGCUAUGCGAAGCGGCUGCAAGGGGAUUCGUGAACUAUCACGCCAAACCAUUCCAAAACUCCUGCCAGGAACGGCUGAUACCAUCAAUUCGAUACGCCGACGAGGGAGAUGAGGCACAUUCAGACACCGAAGAGAAGAUAGGAUUUCCGGAAUUAUUGAGUGUCGCCGAUUCGAUCUUUAGGCCGAUGAAACGGUGGAAUCGGAGAAAUGUCAGUUCUCUCAAAAUUGGGCACGGCGACGUCGGGAAUCCCGUUGAGCCAGACGGCGCCUUGUAUUGCCGGAUUGGCCGCGAUUUUGUCGAUAUGGAAGCUGUAUGGACCGGGAAUUGCGAAAAGCAAAAAGCGAGCUGUUGCGACGAAAAGCGGAUUUUGAUUCCACGACUGUUUUGUGGAGAGACGUUUUACAUGGUGCUGAUUGCCAUUUCGCUUCUCUGCCGUACUUACGCUGACGUAUGGAUGAUUAUGACGUCCACAAAGAUUGAGGCAGCAAUCAUCGAGCGUGACGUGGGUGAAUUCGUGCGUAGCGUCAUGUCGUACAUCCUGGCCAUGCCCGCGAUCUCUGUCGUCAAUGCCCUACUGAAAUUCUCGCUCUCCGAGCUGAAACUACGCUUUAGAAGCCGGCUGACAAAGGAAUUGUAUCAGAAAUAUCUGAAGGGCUUCACCUUCUACAAAAUGUCGAAUCUCGACAACCGGAUCGCCAAUGCCGAUCAAUUGUUGACACAAGAUGUCGACAAAUUCUGCGAGGGUCUCGUCGAGUUGUACAGCAAUUUGUCUAAGCCGGUAGUCGACGUUGCGCUGUACGUCGGGAAGCUCGGAGGAGCCCUGGGUUGGCAAGCCCCAGCCAUGUUGGGCUGUUAUCUUCUCGCUUCCGGCGUUUUCCUCACAAAUCUCCGAAAACCGAUUGGCCGCCUUACCGUCGAAGAACAAGGGCUGGAGGGCGAAUUCCGUUUCGUGAAUUCUCGAUUGAUCAUGAAUAGCGAGGAAAUAGCCUUCUACCAGGGGCAGAACAGGGAGAAGACGACCAUUCUCUCUUCAUUCGAUGCCCUCGUUGCCCAUUUGAGAAAAGUCAUUCUAUUCCGUUUUAAUAUCGGAUUUGUUGACAAUAUCGUGGCCAAAUAUUUUGCGACGGUUGUUGGAUGGUUUGCCGUCUCGCGGGCCUUUUUCGACCUGAAAGACGAGAGAAUGAUGGCGAAGAGCAAGAAUGAAUUGAUUCAGGACUACUACAACUCGGGUCGAAUGAUGUUCCGAUUGGCCGAGGCAUUGGGAAGAUUGGCAUUGGCUGGAAGGGAAAUGACACGACUCGCCGGCUUCACCUCAAGAGUUGAUGGGCUGAUUCGAGUGCUCGAUGAUCUCGAUAAGGGUUCCUACCAACGUACAAUGGUAUCUGAUCAAUCGUCCACAUCGGGCGAAAAUCAAACCCUAAUCAAUUCAUCAGCAGCUGGCUCGGGCCAGUUGGUGACCGAAGACAAUGUCAUUCGAUUCGAGGCUGUACCCCUUGUCACUCCAAAUGGAGAUGUCCUCGUCAAAUCACUCGAUCUCGAGGUGCCCUCCGGGACGAAUGUGCUGGUUUGCGGGCCGAAUGGAUGCGGGAAAAGCUCUCUAUUCCGUGUUCUCGGCGAGUUAUGGCCUCUUUUCGGGGGAAGAUUGACGAAACCGGCAAAGGGGAAGCUCUUCUACGUUCCACAGAGACCCUAUAUGACGCUGGGAACGCUGAGGGAUCAAGUCAUCUACCCCGACAAACAUUUCGACAUGCUCAAGAAGGGAAUUCGGGACGAGGACCUCGAGGAAAUGUUGGAGAACGUGCAGCUGGGCCAUAUUUUGGCGCGGGAAGGAGGAUGGGAGACGACACAGGAUUGGAUGGAUGUUUUGUCCGGAGGGGAGAAGCAGAGGAUUGCCAUGGCCCGCCUGUUCUACCACCGGCCCCAAUUCGCGAUUCUCGACGAGUGCACUUCGGCAGUGUCAGUAGAUGUGGAGGGGGAUAUGUACAGGCUGUGUCGUGAGAAGAAUAUCACUCUAUUCACCGUUUCCCACCGCAAAUCACUAUGGGUUCACCACGAAUACUACUUGUAUAUGGAUGGACGCGGGAACUAUCAGUUCAAGAGGAUAGAAGAGGGCACCGAACAUUUUGGCUCG